AUGGCGAACAAGAAGCACACCAGCCUAGAUCGCGAUGUUGAGCAUCGGCCCGCUGAGGAGACGCCUUUGCUGGCACACGACCUCCCCGAGACGGUCGCUCCUAGUCGCGGGUACCAGCUGAAGGUUAUCGUUUUGUCCAUGACCUUCAUCGUCAUCCUCGAAAUCGGCGCAUUCCUCCAAAUUCCGCCGACGUACCAGAUCAUGGAGGAGAUCAUCUGUCGCAAGAAGUACCCGGACCAUAUCAUCACAGAUGCAGUCGACGACAUCUGCAAGGGCCCUGAGGUGGCUGGUGAACUGGCCAUGAUUAAAGGAUGGAUGAAUUCGUUUGAUUGCAUACCUUCACUCAUUACAUCUAUUCCCUACGGUAUUAUUGCUGACAAGUACGGCCGUCGGCCGGUACUGUCGCUGGCCAUGUUUGGCCUCCUUCUGGAGUUUACGUGGAUGUUGCAGCCGCUCUUGUGGCCGAACGUGCUGCCUCUCUGGACAGUUUGGUUUGGAGCCGCCUUCCAGUUCAUCGGUGGAGGCGGCGGCAUGGUGCAAGCCAUGGUCUGGACCAUGAUUUCUGACGUGAUUCCCAUCUCCAACCUAACGGCGGUCUAUUACAAGAUUGGAGCGGUCGCGCUCCUAGGAGACCUGGUAGUUGCGCCCUUGAGCGCAGUCUUGCUUACCAAAAGCCCCUGGCUGGCUCUCAGCAUGGGAAUGGGCUUGAUUUUCUUCGGGGCGUGUCUGCCCCCUUUCAUCCCGGAGACGUCUGAGCUGCGGCGAGCCGCGGACGAGGAGGUCGAGCAGAGACUGAACAGGACCAACGACGACGCUGAACGGGACAAACGCAGUCUCCGGGAGCAGAUUGUGUUUGCGAUGAAGAAUGACAUGAACCAUGUCUACAACUUCCUCAUCAGGUCCAAGAGGAUCCUCGCGCUCAUCAUAGGCUUCAACCUGACGGUGAUUACCAAGUACGUGAGAAUGGAAAUCAUGUCGCAAUAUGUCCACAACCUGUUUGGGUGGUCCUGGGCAAAGGCUACGCUUCUUGGUACUGUUUCCACCGUCACAAACAUGACGAUGUUUUUGGCUGUCCUCCCGGCGGCGAGCUGGUACAUUACCAAACGGACGGCCAUACACCCCCUGAUCCGCGACUUGUGGCUGGUGCGGAUGGCCGGUGUGUUUUUGACGGUUGGUUGCUUCAUGAUCGCCAUUGCAUGGUCGCCUGGAUUCUUGAUUGCCGCUCUUGUCAUAUUUUCCAUGGGUACCACCUACACCAACAUCUGCCGAGCAGUACUCAACGCAGUCGUGGAGCCGCAUACAAUCGGCACCCUGAACACGACCAUUGCAUGGGGGGAGCAGCUAAGUUUGCUUAUAUCGGCGCCGGUGAUUUCAGCUUUGCUGCGGGCUGGCGCUGCCGCUGGUGGUGUAUUGAUGGGGCUGCCGUACAUGGCGUCGGCGGCCAUGGCUUUGGCUGGUACCCUUCUCGUUUUCGCUUACCGUUUGCCUGGUGAUAAGCUACUCUAG
Messenger RNA from Colletotrichum truncatum, 1506 nucleotides. RefSeq names its product MFS transporter. Gene Ontology annotation, cellular component: membrane. Lineage: Eukaryota; Fungi; Ascomycota; Sordariomycetes; Glomerellales; Glomerellaceae. The record is from RefSeq and is a predicted model, not a curated record. Gene Ontology annotation, molecular function: transmembrane transporter activity. Gene Ontology annotation, biological process: transmembrane transport.